AUGUCAUUGUUUAAAACUUGUGAAAUUUGGUCAUCACAGCUGCACACAACAAAUUUUGAGGACGGAUUUUGCUUGAAGUUAAGUCCUCUUCACAAUUUGCAUAAAUCUCAAUAUUUCAUCUUAUUUGGAACUUCCUCUGGUAUUUUAUCCAUUUUUCUACCUCGAGCUGCUGAAAUUUCAGUUAAUGAAAAAUCAGACCAUCAAUUACAUAAUUAUAAUGAUUUGUGCAUUGAAUACAAUACCGAGCAUCCUAUUUUGUGUAUAGAUUGUGGUAAUCUUGUCACGGAAAUGUGUCAGUAUCAACAGAUAGCAGUUUUGCAUUCACGAAUGAUAGCUGUUUAUGAUUUUGCGAAGUCUGAUGAUUCGUUUCAAGGCUGUGGUGAUACUUUUUCACUAGAAUCUUGGAAGUUAACGCUUUCAUUCAAACUUAACGUUCAAAAGGACUCAUACACAUUACUUCUUGGCAAAUUCUUCGAACAAAUCCAAACAGAUGUCAUUUGUGUUCAAACGCUUGACGCAUCUCUUUACUUUUUCAAUGCGAAUGGAGAAUUACUUCAAAUAACCUUACCAAAUAUUCUAAUACCUGGUCCUAUAAUAUUUGUAAAAUCCAUCCAUUCAUUAAUAACAGCUGCUUCAAUAAAAUUAUAUUGUUUUAGUUUUCUGUCUUCGAAUAUUAAACACUCGCAAACAUUAUAUACUGAUCAUAAAAAUAUUCCAUUAGACUGGUCGAUUGUUUUAGGAGAACCUAUAUUGUGUAUGGAUGAAAUUGACUCAGAGUUUACAACUAGUAAACACUAUCCCUUAUCAUAUGUAGUUGCAUUAGGCAGAAAACGAAUUUUCCUUAUCUCAGAAACUGGUUCCUUACUGUUUACUCGGCGUAUUGAGAUUCCAUCCAAACAACUAUGUGUAUAUGGUUAUUCAGAAGUAAAUGUUAAUUCACUGGAGAACUUAUUGUUUACUAAUGCACAAAGUCAAGUUUCGUGGGUGCCAAGGUUUCUGGUAACAACAGAGAAAAAUCAGCUACUUGUAUUUAAAGGUGCCCAACUCUUAUGGUCCGCAUUGUUAUCAUUGGGUGCAAUUCAUAUAUCUAUGCCUAUAUUCACAAUGGAAUUAAGUAAAUGUUACGGUAAAAAACUUCCAUUUAUUGGACUGAAUUUUUCAUCUGGUUUAAUUGUUGUACUUCAUAGAAAUGGACGGAUUAAUUUGUCAUAUCUUGGCACUGAUCCAUCUAAUUUAGUUGUCCCAAAUAUCAUGAAAUCAAGUCAAAACGAUCACAAUUAUUCAAAUGAAAUAUAUCCUAAUCAGUCACAAUUGAACAAUGAAAGUUUAGAUGAAGAAAUGCAUCAAGUAAAUGAACAUUCUCUCCCAAAAUUGAAAACAUCUAUACGUUUAAAUUCAAAUCGACUGAAUAUAAAUGAGAAUGAAUUAUGCUUUAUUGAUAUUGAUAUUGAAUUUCCAAGAACAUACCUCAUAGAACAAUUUAAUUCUGUUUAUCUAUUAAUUCAUUCUUGUUCACCAAUUAUAAUAAAACCUAAUUAUAUAGAAAUUUUUUCUAAUGAAUUAAAUAGUCAUAAUUUUGUUUUAGUCAAUCAUAAUAAUCCAUAUAAGUAUUCAUAUACAUUAACAUGUUAUAAUGUGAAUAAGUUUAUUGAUAGAGAAAAUGGGACAUCAUCAUUAAGAAAUAAUCAACUUCCAUUAGAUAUGAAUGUUGUUAUAAUGUUGUAUUACACUUUUACUUCCUUGAACAAUGAUAAUAAUAAUAAUAAUGAAAAAAUUAAUUGCCCUACUGAUAAUUCAAUGUCGUUUAAUUCUCAUUCAAUUACAAAAUGUGUUACUAAUUGUAUCAAGCUCCCAUUAAUUUUGUUUGCUUCUAGCACCUUUGUACAUAAGAAUCAAAUCACUGGGAAAUUUUCUUUGGUUUUUCAACUGGUAACAAAAUUUCAGAAUUAUUUAAAAAAUGUAAAUUUAUCAGACUUAUUACCAAAUUUAUUACCUAAAAAUGAUGCUACUUGUUUUAAUGAAAGUAGUCUAAAUAAUUUCACCGUAUGUGUAUCAUUUUGUGGUUUGAAACAAAUGAAUAAUGAUGAUCAACAAUGUGUAUACAUUUCAAUUAAAUAUAAUAAAAAAUUCAAAUUUAAGCUACAAAGUAAUCAUCCUGAAACAUUUUGGCCAAUUUUACAAGAGAUCAUUUUUCAUAAUAAUCUUAGUGGAAAACGUAAAACGAAUAGUGAUGCAAAUAAUCUUUACAUUGUCUUGUAUACGAAGAAUGCUAUAAAAUUUAUGGAUCAUGGUUCUGUACCUCCGAAAUCACUAUCGUCACUAAAGUUUGAUAAUUAUGCUUCUCAACUUGAAACAUUGUUCAGUAAAUUAUAUGAAUAUUUAGAUGAUCAUGUCAAUAAAGGUUUAGAACUAGACAACCAAAUUAGUAAGCUUACUGUGCAAGCUAGACAUUAUCGUGCUGUUCAACGAGAAGUUGUUGAAAGAAUAAAAAAUAGCCAACCUAAUUGUUUAAAUGGAUUUAAUGAAUUGUUAGAAAGAGAUAUGACUAAUUUAAUGACUACUUGUGAUUUACUUGACCUGCUAACACAAGAAUAUUUUCAAUCUGGUUAUUCUGUAAUAUCCUUAAUUAUUUUAUUAAGUUUUAUUUGUUUAUUUUGCAUACAAUCGUCAUCCUCUUCUUCUCCAUCAUCAUUUGACUUUUCCGAAUUUAAAAUUGACUUUAUACCAUUCCAACCAGCACAUUUGUUGACUAUGUUACACUCAACAGUGUUAUUAGAAAAUAUUCGAAAUACAGAAUGCCCUGAAUCAAUUUUAUCCACUGAAUCUCAUGAAAAUAAUCAUCAUAUUGAUUUUAAACAAUAUCUACAAGCCGAAAUAAAUUAUUAUUCAGAAAUCAUUCGAUCCGAUCACAUUGAUCCAAACAAACAAUAUGAUUCAUUCACUAAUUAUCAAGAUCCUUUAAGAAAUUAUAAUCGAUUAUUGACGCCUAAAUAUAUUUAUGAACAAUUCUAUCAACUUUGUAAACAAUUUAUGUCUUGCGAUCAUAAGGAAAUUAAAAGUUUAAUUAGUUUGCUCAAUCGGUGA
This is a messenger RNA of Schistosoma mattheei, 3084 nucleotides long. NCBI's taxonomy places the organism in Eukaryota, Metazoa, Platyhelminthes, Trematoda, Strigeidida, Schistosomatidae. The record is from the annotation of a GenBank genome assembly.